Prunus armeniaca (apricot) is the source of this 1503-nucleotide messenger RNA. NCBI's taxonomy places the organism in Eukaryota, Viridiplantae, Streptophyta, Magnoliopsida, Rosales, Rosaceae. The record is from the annotation of a GenBank genome assembly.
AUGAAGUCUCUUCCAAAUGUGCGGGAAGCAUACAAUUUUGUCACUCAAGAGGAGAAACAACGAGAAAUUGGAAACAAUUCAAUUGUAGAAAAUUUUUCAGUAGCAGCGGUUGUCCAAAAUUUCAAGAAUUCCGACAACAAAUUUUCUAGUAACUCAUUUUCUCAUUCUUCCUCUAAUUACAACAGUGAGGGAUUAUUUUGUAGAUAUUGCAAGAAUGACACACAUAAAAUUGAGACAUGUCCUGAACUCCAUGGAUGCCCACAUGGGCACCCACACCAUGACCCCAAUUUCAAGUCCAAAGCUCGCCAGCCAAACCAAGGCAAUAGUCAUAAACAAGGACAACACAUGGACCAGUCUUCACACAAUGUUUUUCAUGCCAUCCAUGCAACAGCAAAUGCAGCAGAAAAUGACGCUGGGUCCCAGUCCAUCAAUGGCUAUAAUCCUCACGGCUCCACUUUUAUUUUGUCUUCCCAUGGGUCCAUCAACACCUCUGACAACCAUCUUUUUCAGGCCAUUAUCCCAGGACUUUCCACCGAGCAAUAUAAUCAGUUGACCAUUGCCAUGGCCAAUAUGGCCCACUUGCCUAAGGACUGUUGGAUUUUAGAUAGUGGUGCUACAAACCAUAUUACUUCAGACUCCUCUUUAUUUGUUCAAUCACAUCCUUCUACCAUACCUUCUGACUUGGCUAUGGGGAAGAUGAUUGGAUGGGGUAAGCAAAGUGGUGGCCUCUACUUCAUGUCACUAGUUCGCAAGUCCUUUGCAGUCUGUCAUACCACCGCUUCCAGUACCAUUUGGCACCACCGCCUUGGCCAUCCUUCUCUUGCAUGUCUGCGUCUAGUGUCUAAGGAUGCUCGAUUCCAUGAAACUACUUUUCCUUUUAAACCCAUCACCUCAUCUGAUCCUACCACAGUUUUUCCUCCAACUUUUCCAUUGGACCCCAUGCCUACUUCACAUCCUCUCCCUCUUGCACCAUUUUUUGACUCGUCUGUUGACUUUUCCGUUCCGGCCCCUGCCACUUCUCCUACCUCUGGCACCACCAGUCUACCUACUUCCCCAAUCACGCCCCCUAAACCAGCUCUUUUACCUACCUCCCCAGUUUCCCACUCUGAUACUCACUUGGCAGUCCAAGAUCCCAAAUGGUGGGAUGCUAUGCAAGUUGAGCUUGAUGCCCUCAUGCACAACGAUACUUGGACUCUCGUUCCUUUACCCGCCAGUCAUAAGCCUAUUGGUUGCAAAUGGGUCUACAAGAUAAAAUACCAUUAUGAUGGUUUUGUCGAAUGCUACAAAGCCCGUCUUGUUGCUAAAGGUUAUACCCAGCUUGAAGGGAUUGAUUAUGAGGAGACUUUUUCUUCCACUGCCAAACUUACUACUGUGCGGUGUCUUUUAGCAAUUGCUGCUUCUCGCAAUUGGUUCCUCCAUCAACUGGAUGUUCAAAAUGCCUUCCUUCAUGGUGAUCUUGAUGAGAUCGUCUACAUGGACGUUCCCUUUGGUCUUCGCCGAUAG